AGUACGAAAAUAAAUAUUGUACCGUAAAUGUACGCAAGAAAUAUAAAUACACAAAUUAUUCCUUCUUUUGAGGCCUGUCGUUAAAGAUUCAACGAUGGGACGUGUCAUAAGAAGUCAGAGAAAGGGUGCUGGAAGUGUGUUCCGCAGUCACAACAAACAUCGUAAAGGAGCUCCAAAACUUCGUGCUGUUGAUUUUGCAGAAAGACAUGGCUACAUCAAGGGAAUUAUUAAGGAAAUCAUUCAUGACCCCGGUCGUGGGGCUCCUCUUGCCAGGGUUAUUUUUCGUGAUCCCUACCGCUAUAAGCAAAGGAAGGAACUGUUCCUUGCAGCUGAAGGAAUGUAUACAGGCCAGUUUGUUUACUGUGGAAAAAAAGCCACACUCCAGGUUGGGAAUGUUCUUCCAGUUGGAACAAUGCCAGAAGGCACAAUUGUGUGUAACUUAGAAGAAAAAACUGGAGAUCGUGGUCGACUAGCACGUUGUUCUGGAAACUACGCAACUGUCAUAUCCCACAACCCUGACACCAAGAAAACAAGAGUGAAACUUCCCUCUGGAUCUAAGAAGGUGUUACCAUCAGCCAACAGGGCCAUGGUUGGAAUUAUCUCAGGGGGAGGAAGAAUUGACAAACCUAUUCUAAAAGCAGGCCGUGCUUAUCACAAGUAUAAAGCCAAGAGGAACUCCUGGCCUAAAGUUCGUGGUGUUGCAAUGAAUCCUGUAGAACAUCCUCAUGGAGGUGGUAAUCAUCAGCAUAUUGGUAAAGCAUCAACAGUCAGGAGAGACACUUCUGCAGGUCGUAAAGUUGGUUUGAUUGCUGCUAGACGUACUGGUCGUAUUCGUGGUACAAAGAAGGAUACAGCCAAGGAAGACUAGACUUGCAUCAGAUAUUGUAUAUGGUGCAAGUAAAUAAAGUACAUGAGAAGCUAA
This is a messenger RNA of Limulus polyphemus (Atlantic horseshoe crab), 922 nucleotides long. RefSeq names its product 60S ribosomal protein L8. Gene Ontology annotation, biological process: cytoplasmic translation. Gene Ontology annotation, cellular component: cytosolic large ribosomal subunit; ribosome. Lineage: Eukaryota; Metazoa; Arthropoda; Merostomata; Xiphosura; Limulidae. The record is from RefSeq and is a predicted model, not a curated record. The transcript has 7 exons. Gene Ontology annotation, molecular function: RNA binding; structural constituent of ribosome. Bases 95 to 868 code for a protein of 257 amino acids.